AUGUUAUCAGAAAGUUUAAAAGAAGUUAGCGAAAAAGGUGGCAUUUUUGAAAAAGAUGAUACUUUUAAUAUAAGUAGUGCAAGUAAACAACUAUUAGAUUAUCAAAAAAUGCUAUCAUAUCAUAAGAUUAAAGCUAUAGAAGAAAAAUAUACAACAAUUAAAAACAUUAAUUUAGGUUUACAAAAAGCAAUUCAAGAAUUAGCAUUAGAAAACGAAAAAUAUAAAUAUACUAUCGAAACCAUUAUAAAAAACAAUAAAUAA
Molecule: messenger RNA, 261 nt
Organism: Dictyostelium purpureum
Lineage: Eukaryota; Evosea; Eumycetozoa; Dictyosteliales; Dictyosteliaceae
Exons: 2
Coding region: 1-261 (86 amino acids)
Source: RefSeq, a predicted model, not a curated record